Struthio camelus australis is the source of this 3062-nucleotide messenger RNA. NCBI's taxonomy places the organism in Eukaryota, Metazoa, Chordata, Aves, Struthioniformes, Struthionidae. The record is from RefSeq and is a predicted model, not a curated record.
AUGGUUAGUCGCGGCUUUAUUCGCCGCUCUGCCACGCUUGGGGAGCGGCCCCUCCUCGGUGCCCGCGUUGGUUACCUUGCGGGAGAUGCAGCCGCCCGGCGCUGCUCCUGCCGCGCUCAGCAGGAGCCGCAGCAGAGCCGCGCGCCGGGGGGCAGCCGCCUGAUGGAGACCAUCCCGAUGAUCCCCAGCGCCAGCACCUCCCGCGGCUCCUCCUCCCGCCAGUCGAGCACCGCCGCCAGCUCCAGCUCCAGCGCCAACUCGGGGGCCAGGGCCCCCCCCACCAGGUCGCAGACCAACUGCUGCUUGCCGGAAGGGACCAUGAACAACGUGUACGUCAACAUGCCGACAAACUUCUCGGUGCUGAACUGCCAGCAGGCUACGCAGAUCGUGCCGCACCAGGGGCAGUACCUGCACCCGCCGUACGUGGGCUACGCGGUCCAGCACGACGCCAUGCCCCUGCCUGCCGUGCCCCCUUUCCUGGAUGGUUUGCAGAGCGGCUACAGGCAGAUCCAGUCUCCCUACCCGCACGCCAACAGCGAACAGAAGAUGUAUCCAGCUGUGACUGUGUAGCUCCGAAGGCCUUCCUCCCCACCCCAGCAGAUUUUAAUAUCUAAACUGAACAGAGGAGAAAUACUUCCUUGGAAUGAAGCUCCCAGGACAUCACUUGUAAAUAAUUUUGAAAGGCUCAUGCAUGUCAGGCAGUGUUUAUAAACCAUUUAUUUUCGUCGGGGUCCGCUGCCAGAAACUGUAGGAUGAUAUCUCUGAAUUAACGUUUCCAGAUACGCUUUCAUUCCAGUGCAUGAUUUACAGUGGCAAAGGAUUACACUGAAAAUGCAUAUGCAUUUCAGAUAACUGUAAUUGUGAGAUAAAUGCCGGAGCCAUUAAGUGCCCUUCAGGUGUGACGUGGUCAGAAGUAUUUGCCUAAUUAAUUCGUAGAAAGAGUUUGGUUACACUGUACAAGACCAUAGUACUUAAGAAACCUCUCUUCCCCUCUCCUUUUCCAAUUCCUUAAUGACAUUUCACGUUGCUUUACAGACAAUCACAAGUGAAAGCGAAACAGUGCAAUCGUUGUACGCUAGGUUCUCGGUAUCAGCGCCUACGGUUUCUUAGGCACCCUAGGUUCAGGGUGAAAAGCCGCAUUAUACUUAGUCUUGCAAAGAACAAUUUUCCCUGUCCCUUGUAUUUAUGUAGGAAUUAGCAGAGUAUGAAUUAUUCAGCACUGCUUUUGGUGCACUUGAAACCCUUCUUGAUUUGAUUUUUGUCUCAAGAUCAGGAACUAGUAGUGGUUUGCACAGGCUUUGUUUUUCUUUGUGAACUUUUUAAUAAAAACAGGGUAUGAGGUACUUGCUCUUAUUGGCACUCGGCACAACUGUUGAUACGGAUAUCACCAUGUCUGAGCUGGAACAAAGUCUGCAGAGAAGGGUCAUAUAGUGACUUCAAAUAUGCCUAAUUUAACCCUAUUUCCCAUGAAAUAGCACAUCUGUGUGUAUAUGCCCGAACGUGUUAGACCUGAAGCUCACGGCUGGUUUGUAAUUGAGUCUCCCCAUAGGAAAAUGGGGUCCAUUCCUCCGCCGGCCUGUUCUGAAGCCCAGAACCUGAUCCCACAGGGCGGUUGUGAUGGUAAGAAAACGCCACCCCACACCGACCUUGGAGGAGCUUGCGGAGAUUUUAUAUCCUUCCCAUUUUUUCUUUUUCUUGCUUGGGGUGGAAAGACUUAACUUUUUUUUUUUUUCUUUUUAAAAAAGCAUUGAGAAUAACAAAACUGGCCCAACCAAAGAAUCAAAGUUCUGAGAACUUUCUGUUUUGUGCAGUUGUUCCACAAAUGCAGUGUAUCUGCACGGUGCGAGCAGAUGGCAUGUUGCGGGGAGUGACUUUGCACUAAAGCUGCUGGCUCCAUUUGUUCUGCUUUGUUUGGGGAAAAGUAUCUCUCGAGUUUAAAGAGGCGACAGUGUACUGAAAAUAAUCAGACUGUGCUAUUUGUAAUAUAUCACCCCAGACUUUUUUUCUAAACAAACCUAACAGUCUCUAAGCCUGUUUUUUGUCUUUUAAAAAAUUUUUUGCCCUCUGCAUUUCAAUCCAGUUGUUCUUCUGAUUAAAUACUACAACAGAAGAAUAAGGGCAUACGGAAACCGGGCAAUUACUGUAAGCAGACCAGAACUGAUAAAAGGUUUCUUAUUGUCUGAUACUGUAUCAGUAUGUAGCAAUAACUGUGAUACUACUAUUUUUUAUAUGUUUGUUUUAAAAUUACACAUACUUGUGGAAUCUUUGCCAGAUCUAAUGGUUUACUUGUAAACAUGCCACACACACACAAGCAGUCUACAGAAGGAAGAAAUGUUUUUGACCACAGAAAUAGGAAAAUGAAUAGGUAAUUUGUACCAGAUCUGCUGCUGCUGGCUGCCAUCUCGCCAUUCAGUAUGUAUGACCUUUACAAAAAGCUUGGCUCACUUUUGGCUAGAAAAAAACUGGGCUUGAUCUCCAGACAUGCUCGGCAUCUUCUGCAAAGCCGAGACACAGCUUGCUGGAAGUGUUUAGUUGCUGGCCUGCUCUGUGUUACGGGGGCUACGGGCUAGAUAGUUUGAAUCAGUUAAAUGCCUGACGAUACAGCUAGGCACCUAAUGGGAUAUUAAAAUUCUGUGGCUGUAUCAGAAUUGGGUACUCCCAUGCUUUUGAAGGACCUAAUACCCACUCAGGUCUCGUGGAGGUUUAGGUAUCAGAGUACUUAAACUGCAUGUGAAAGUAGGACUGAACCAGCACAGUUAUUUUGGCCCUGCAAAGCUCAUUAAAAAAACGGGGGGCCUGGGGGCCUCCAGUUGCUGGUGGUUUCAGCGGGAGUUGGAGAUGCUCAGCCCCAAAUGCUAUCAGGCCUAUUGUUCCUUUGCCAGAAGACAAGCCCAUAAAGGACGUUAGCCUUUUCCAACUGCGACCGAAGUCCGCUCUCUUUCUGUCUCCGGGAAGGCGCUGCAUUCAUUGCACAUGCCCUGGUAAGGACACCUGCUCUGGCUUACAGACUUCAGGUGAAACUCUUUGUACAUUGUUUACUUGUUUUAAAAAAAAAAAAAAAA